AUGUCCCACGAGGAAGAUCUCAUCGACUACUCCGAUGAGGAGAUCGGCGGCAACGAGACCGCCGCCACCACCUCGAACGGCAAGAAGGGCGAGCUCGCCGCCGGCAACAAUGUCGACAAGAAGGGCAGCUACGUCGGUAUUCACUCGACCGGUUUCCGCGACUUCCUGCUCAAGGCCGAGCUCCUUCGCGCCAUUGCCGACUGCGGUUUCGAACAUCCAUCGGAGGCGUCCGUCCAUCUCGCAAGCAAGCAAGAAGAAAUGGCCAUUUUCUCCUACAAAUCGUCGUCGUUGUCGGAGGAGGUUCAGCAGGGACCUGAGAUGGUCCGAGUAUCCGGGCGGAAGCAGACCACGGUCCAACAAACUUGUAUCCCUCAGGCACUUCUCGGCGGUGACAUCAUCUGCCAAGCCAAGUCCGGUCUGGGAAAGACGGCCGUCUUUGUCCUCGCGACCCUUCAACAGGUUGAGCCUGUGAACGGAGAGGUCUCGGUUGUUGUCAUGUGCCACACCCGUGAGCUGGCCUACCAGAUUCGGGACGAGUACAACCGCUUCAGCAAGUACAUGCCUGACAUCAAGACUGGUGUGUUCUACGGCGGUACUCCCAUCAAGACGGAUGUCGAGACCUUGAAGAACAAGGAGACUUGCCCUCACAUUAUUGUCGGCACUCCUGGUCGUCUUAAGGCCCUUGUCCGUGACAAGGCUCUGCGCCUUGGCAGCGUCCGCAUUUUCGUCCUCGAUGAGUGCGACAAGAUGCUUGACCAGCCUGACAUGCGUACCGAUGUUCAGGAUGUGUUCCGCGCCACUCCUCAGCAGAAGCAGGUCAUGAUGUUCUCUGCUACUCUGUCUGAGGAGGUCAAGCCCAUCUGCCGAAAGUUCAUGCAGAACCCUACCGAGCACUACGUCGAUGAGGACACCAAGCUCACCCUCCACGGUCUCCAGCAGUACUACAUCAAGCUGGAGGAGAAGGAGAAGAACCGCAAGCUCAACGAGCUCUUGGAUGAUCUGCAGUUCAACCAGGUCAUCAUUUUCGUCCGCAGCACCGUCCGUGCUACCGAGCUUGACAAGCUACUCCGGGAAUGCAACUUCCCUUCGAUCGCUGUUCACUCGGGUGUCAGCCAGGAGGAACGUAUCCGUCGCUACAAGGAAUUCAAGGAGUUCAAGAAGAGAAUCUGCGUUGCUACUGACGUCUUCGGCCGAGGUAUUGAUAUUGAGCGUAUCAACCUCGCCAUCAACUACGAUCUUUCAAACGACGCCAGCUCGUACCUUCACCGAGUCGGUCGUGCCGGCCGUUUCGGUACCAAGGGUCUGGCCAUCUCUUUCGUCAGCACCGAUCAGGACCAGGAGGUGCUGAAGGAGAUUGAGAAGCGAUUCGAGGUCGCCCUUCCUGAAUUCCCCAAGGAGGGUGUUGAUGCCAGCACUUACAUGGCUUCCUAG
This is a messenger RNA of Fusarium keratoplasticum, 1431 nucleotides long. RefSeq lists its product as uncharacterized. The transcript is spliced from 6 exons. The coding region runs from base 1 to 1431 and encodes 476 amino acids. The record is from RefSeq and is a predicted model, not a curated record. Lineage: Eukaryota; Fungi; Ascomycota; Sordariomycetes; Hypocreales; Nectriaceae. Gene Ontology annotation, molecular function: RNA helicase activity; ATP binding; RNA binding. Gene Ontology annotation, biological process: mRNA splicing, via spliceosome; mRNA export from nucleus.